Molecule: messenger RNA, 859 nt
Organism: Vitis vinifera (wine grape)
Lineage: Eukaryota; Viridiplantae; Streptophyta; Magnoliopsida; Vitales; Vitaceae
Product: GDSL esterase/lipase At3g48460
Exons: 2
Coding region: 25-690 (221 amino acids)
Molecular function (GO): hydrolase activity, acting on ester bonds
Source: RefSeq, a predicted model, not a curated record
CUCCUAAAUGUAGAAUGUAAUGGAAUGAAUCACCUAGCAUGUAAGGGUCAGCUGGAGAAUUCACUCUUCUGGGUUGGUGAGCUGGGCAUGUAUGACUAUUCUCGUACUUAUGGAUCUUCUGUUUCCAUCAAGUGGCUCAUAGAUUUAUCAGUUAGUAGUACCUGCAGGCUUGUGAAGGCAUUGUUGGACAGGGGUGCAAAGUACAUUGUGGUUCAAAGCCUUCCACCGACUGGGUGCCUCCCCUUUGACAUUUCAUUAUCCCCAGUAAGUGAUCACGAUAAUCUUGGGUGUGCUGAUACUGCAAACACGGUCACACAAACCCACAAUGAACUCCUUCAGGCCAAGUUGGCAGAACAACAGAAGCAGUACCCUGACAGCAUUAUUGCAUAUGCUGAUAUUUGGAAUGCAUACUACACGGUACUGAAAAAUCCCAGUCAGUUCGGAUUUUCAGAGCCUUUCAAGGCAUGCUGUGGAUGUGGGAAAGGAGACCUCAACUUUGACUUGCGUUCGUUGUGUGGUGCACGCAACACAAGAGUCUGCAGUGACCCCAGCAAGCACAUCACCUGGGAUGGGGUUCACCUCACAGAAGCCAUGCAUCAUGUUUUAGCUGAUCUCUUGUUAAAUAAAGGUUACUGUAAACCAUCAUUCGAUCAGCUAGUUAAGAAGAAAAGAAGUUGCACAGCUAACUAGCUUUAAGUUAGAAUUUGCCAGGCUCAUUUUAAUAGAGUGUAUGCCGCAUUCAGACAGCUAACAUAUAUGUUUUGUUUCAGGAUGAUUUGCAUUUCAUUUGACUUUUCGUGCGAUAUGUAUUUGUUAAUAAAAUGAUCAAUUUCCUCAAGGAAAAGGAAAAUCCAGAAAA